AUGCAAGAGGCUAUUAGUGAAAUUAGAGAUGAUAAAAAAGAUGAUAUAAUUAAGCACUGUAUAUCUGGUGGAUUAGCAGGAAUAUUUGUCGAUAUGGUAUUUUAUCCACUAGAUACUCUUAAAACAAGAAGACAAUCUUAUUUUACUUCAAAUCAUUACCUUCCUUUAUAUAGAUUGAAUAGAAUUAGAACACUUUACUGUGGGUUUAUAACAGCAGUAAUUGGUUCAUUUUCAGCUUCUGCAACUUUUUUUGGGAUAUAUGAAUAUAUAAACCGAUUGAUGGGUGGUAAGGAAAGAAGAACUCGAGAUAUUAUCCUUGCAUCAGUUAUAAGUGAAAUAUGUUCAUCAAUUAUUAGAUACCCCUUUGAAACAAUUAAACAAAAUGCUCAAGUUAUAUCUGAUACAUACUCUCUUCGUCAUUUAUAUAAAUUUAAACAAAUAUUUUUAGGUAUACCUAAAGAUCUGCUUAGCAUAUGGCAUCUUAGGUCUAAAAGUUAUAUGAUACAAUAUGGAAUAUUUGCACUAUACAUCAGGGAUAUACCAUUUAUAGCAAUUGAAUUAAGUUUAUGGGAAUAUAUUAAAGCCUACAGCUUACAUCGGGAAUUCUAUAGUUUGAGUACAAUGGCAGGAGCUCUAUCAGGUGGGAUAGCAGCAGCACUAACAAUGCCAAUGGAUACUUUGAAAACUAGAAUAUUGACGUCUAAAUAUCCAAUAAAUAGGAGUGAUCAAGUAAUAUCUAUAAUAAAAAGUAUAUGGAAAGUACAUGGAAUUAAAGGUUUUUUUAAUGGAAUGAGCUAUAGAAUUACUUUGACUUCACUAGGUGGAUACUUAUAUUUAGGUGCAUUUGAGACAUUCUUAAAUAAAAUGAGUGUUUAA
This is a messenger RNA of Cryptosporidium muris RN66, 876 nucleotides long. Its product is annotated as carrier protein, putative. Gene Ontology annotation, cellular component: mitochondrial inner membrane. The transcript has a single exon. Gene Ontology annotation, molecular function: S-adenosyl-L-methionine transmembrane transporter activity. The record is from RefSeq and is a predicted model, not a curated record. NCBI's taxonomy places the organism in Eukaryota, Apicomplexa, Conoidasida, Eucoccidiorida, Cryptosporidiidae. Bases 1 to 876 code for a protein of 291 amino acids.